This is a messenger RNA of Psammomys obesus (fat sand rat), 1738 nucleotides long. It is a transcript of the gene Glrx2, whose product is annotated as glutaredoxin 2. The record is from RefSeq and is a predicted model, not a curated record. Bases 131 to 604 code for a protein of 157 amino acids. NCBI's taxonomy places the organism in Eukaryota, Metazoa, Chordata, Mammalia, Rodentia, Muridae. The transcript has 5 exons.
CGCACCGGCAAGCCGAGCCCGGCGGCGGCGCGGGCAGCCCGGUGGGGCGGGGCACGGCAGCCGAAGGGGCGGGCUCCGGGCGUCGUAGUCACGCUCGGCCGCUGCUGUCCCCUCGUCGGGACCCUUGGCCAUGUCCUGGCGCAGCGUGGCUUCGGCGGGGAGGCGGCUGGUGCGGAGCGGGAGCACCUUGGCGGUGCGGCGCGGUGCGGCUGGAGCUGCGGGUUCGGGAAUGGGAAACAGCACAUCUUCAUCUCUGGGGAAGUCAGCAAGUAGUCCUGUGAACCAGAUCCAAGAAACAAUUUCUAACAAUUGUGUGGUGAUUUUCUCAAAAACAUCCUGCUCUUACUGUUCAAUGGCCAAGAAGAUUUUCCAUGACAUGAAUGUCAACUACAAAGCAGUGGAACUGGAUAUGCUGGAAUAUGGUAGCCAGUUUCAAGAUGCUCUUCACAAGAUGACCGGAGGAAGAACUGUUCCAAGAAUAUUUGUCAACGGAUCAUUUAUUGGAGGUGCAGUUGACACUCAUAGGCUUCACAAAGAAGGAAAAUUGCUGCCACUGGUUCAUCAGUGUUACUUAAAAAAGAACAAGAGGAAAGACGUUGACUGAUGUGGAUAGUCACCAGGACCAGGAAAUUGUCAUCGUGCAGUAAGAAAAUCCUCAGCAGAUGCUGGUGCCGUAACUUCAAGCUUCCCGAUUUAUGAACUAUAAACAGCAAAUCUCCUCUUCAUAAAUUAGUCAGGUAUUCUGUUUGAGCAGCCCAGAUGGAUAAGACUAUCUCUUCAUAUAGUUGCCACUUAUAAUGUUACUUUACCAUUUCCUAACUAGGAAUACACUGUUCAAACUGAUUUAAUUUCAGAUAAACUUAGCAAACUAAAAUACCCUUUAAGAAGUAAUUAUUUUAAAAGCUUGAAAAUAUUUCCAAUAGUUUGCUAAUCUGGUCUAGAAUAUUUUAUAUGUCUAUGAAAUAAUGCUUUCCCCAGUAGAUUCCCAGAGUCACAUUGGACAGAUUACCAAAUUCUGAGCCUUUCUUAGAGGUAGGAAGAACAUGGACUUUCCAGAGUGAGUGCUUCAGCCUUCUGGUCAAGAUGGAUUAGGAAUCAUGGCAUUUUGAGGAAGACAGUGGCUUGCUGUCAGUGAUGUUCAUCUGGACUAAAUCUGCAUUCUGGAUACCUUGAUAUAGUGAGAAUUUAGACUGUGCUGAUAGUUCAUUUAAUUUGUAAUGUUGUCAGGAAAAGAAAAGGGCAUGUUUUUAUUCCUUUAUUUUACAUUUUGUCAUGAGACAUUUUAUAUUUUUGCUAUGUUAUAAAAUUCAUGUUAGAGAACAGAGGAAGUCUGUUAUGCAUGAGAAAGGAAAAUUGUCAUUAUUGUCACUAUUAAUCAUAUUUGGAUAUACGGUCAUAAGAAGGUUACUUAAAUGCAGUUACACUGGUGGAUCAGGUGGUAAUAGGGUACUUGGCUUUGAGGAACUUGUUUUGUGGUAUCAUACUCAGACCCAGGUGCCUAAUCCCUGAGAUCCACAACUAAUCCUUAAAAGGAAUAUCUAAUUAGUUCUUCCUAAGCUUGUGGAAAACAAGAGCAAGAGUGAUACUUAACUCUUGGUUACAGUCAGUGUUAAAAUAAUGCAGCUCUAAGAUAAGCCUUAUCAUCAUAAGGUUCAAGAAUACCAAAGGCAACAGGUCAUCUUGAUUUUCAUUCUAAUUUUAUUUUAAAAAGAAAUAAACUCUUCCAAUGCUUACCAAA